Messenger RNA from Amoebophrya sp. A120, 8649 nucleotides. The record is from the annotation of a GenBank genome assembly. NCBI's taxonomy places the organism in Eukaryota, Dinophyceae, Syndiniales, Amoebophryaceae.
GGAAUUUGAGCCCGCGGCGGGUGUGUUGCGCGGACAGUGUCUAAUAAAACUGUACUAGCUGUUUUUGUCCUCGACCUCCUGCUCAACGAUCCGCUCGCGUGCCAACAUUCAUCAUGUACCAGGCGCACACCAUAUUACAGUGAAAAGUGUCCCCCACCCCCAAAGUGGCAAAAAUUUGUGAUGCGAAGUUUCCAAAUGAAAACUUUUUGUCAUGCAUGAAAGGAAUAUGAAUCUUUCUGAUACAGAUUCUAGUGGUGUUUUGCAUCGCUUGCAUGACAAGCACCGCUCUUGCUGGGAUCUUUUGCAAUACAAAUUUUUGCUAUUCACGAUCGGAAAUCUGUGAUGCUGAUAGAUGCAAGAGGGCGAGUGUUUCAUUUGGAAAGGUUUGCAAUACAAAUGCUUUCAAGUUUGGGGGUGGGGACAUUUUUCAUUGUGAAGAUACACCAACUUUUCGAAUCGCUACUCCACGAGCAUCGCCCGCCUGAUGCAAGGUGAUAGUAUCGAAUGCGAACAUGUCUGGGUCUGGAAACUUGUGAUGCUGGUUGGCGUAUCAUGAGGAGGCCACAAGUGCUCGCUCAGCAUGACAAGUUUCUGAGGUUCUAGGUGUUGCCUAUUCUGCAUGACAACCUGCGUUUCUGCAUGACAGAAAAAUGGCGCUCUGGAAGAAUCCUGCUAUCGAAUGCGAACAUGUCUGGGUCUGGAAGAAUGUUGGAGACACUCUGCAUGCAUUUGGUUAUACUCUUCAAGACGGUCACGGUGUUGUUGUCGGUCCGGAAUGAAGAACUACGAAUGCUUCUCCAUGCCAACCCUGCAUGGGAAGUGCCCUCUUCUGGAGACAAGAAGUGUGCGUCUUUUGCUAACUAUAAUGCAACAGAGAUUUAUUUUGAUCUUGCCUCCUGCUCCAGACUUAUCCGCAUCACAAGUUUCCUCGUAUUUUUUCCAGACCCAGACACAUUUGCAAGCCAUAGACAGACUCGACGAGCAGCGCGGUUACAGCGAGAAGCGCGUUGCGAGGUCGGAGAAGGAGUUCCACGAGAGGAUGCGGGCCAAGCACGGCGGUGCCACAAACUCCUACCCGGGGGCACCAGGAAACGAGAUGUUGGACCCGGUGUAUGCGGACACAGACCUGAUUCCGCCGAAAAUUUUCCAUCUCCCCGCGGUAUCAACUGUAAAAAUGUCUGGGUCUGGAAGAAUUCAUGUUUGUCAUGCUUGUCUGGCAUGACUCUUAAAUCUGUCAUGCACGUUACCCAAGAGCUCCGCUUUUCUAUGAUGCAGAAGCGCAGUUUGUCAUGCAGAAUAGGCAACACCUAGGAGCUCAGAAGCUUGUCAUGCUGCGCCAGCAUUUGUAGCCUCAUCAUGAGACGCCACCCAGCAUCACAAGUUCCCAGACCCAGAGACUUUUACUUUUGAUACGCGGGUCCCGUCGACUGGGCCGAUCUGGUAGUACAACAGGGGUGUGAUUAUUACAAGCGCCGACAGAUCAUGGACGAGGGAGGAGCAGGAGACAAUAGUUUGCACGACCUGGGGCUGCAAAAUAUCAAAGUACAACCAGCGGUGGAACAAGUGCAGGAAGCUGCUGCAUCAUCUACUUCAUCAACUUCGUCUACUACGCACUUAGGCAUCAAGAUCAAUACGUCCGAGCAAGAAAAAUCGACCGGUCAAGAAGGGCCACGGGGGAAGCAGAUGGAGGACAGUCGCGAGGCAGCCGGUCCUGCGUUUCGUGUGGACGGCGAAUUUUCAUUGGAUGCGGAGUUGGAAGAGCGCGUGCUGAGUGGGUAUCAAAUGCAAAUAUGUUGUCUGGGUCCGGAAAGGUGAAACUUGUCAUGCUGCUCUUGGAUUCCAAAAAUAUCUGUAUUGCCUGAGCAGCAAGAGGAAUCUACCUUUUGUUAUGUCAGCAGGGUAUUUCUCAAGCGGGAUCGGCAUCAAAGAGCACUCAGAACAUCUGUGAUGCUAGCGAAUACAUCACAGACGUCACGGGUGGUCAUGUAAAAUCUGCAUGACAAGUUGUAGCCUUCCAGACCCAGACAUAUUUGCACCGGAUAGUGGGAAAGCCGACAUGAGUCGGGAACUUUUCCAGCGCGGUCCGGUCGGGGAACGUUUCGCGCAAGAGCUGCCGGUAUGCAUUGCAAAAAUGUCAGGAGUUUGUCAUGCAGAUUUUGCAUGACCGCCCAUGAGGUCUGUGAUGCAUGCCCUCGCAUCAGAGAUUUUGCGAGGGCUUUCUGAUGCUCAUUCCGCAUGAGAAAUGAUCUCUCCGCGUAGCACAAAUUUUUACACCUCUUUUGUUGUUCAUGCAAUACAGAUUUUAUGCAGAGUCCAAAGGUAGCAUCACAAGUUCCAACCUUCCAGACCAAGACAUAUUUGCAAUGCAUAUCCGGAAGACGCUUUUGACGGACUGGUGGUGGGAUUCCAGAACGGUCGGCCGGUGCAUCGACGUCGUGUACUUCAGCGGGCAGCUAUCAAAAGGAAAAAUCCACCCUCCCAAGAUCGAAAACGAAACUUGUAAUGCUGUAUUAAUUUGAGUACACCAAUCGACUUGUAUUCCUAGAAGGCCAAGGGCCGCAGUUGUGGCCUCGUUUGCAAGCAAUUUGUCAUGCUGGUUGUCGCUUCCAGCUGUCUCCUGUCAUGCUGAAGAUGCAAGGCUUUGUUCCCACGCAGCCCAGUACUACAGUCCGCAUCUUUAAUAUUCCCCUUCUGGCAGGACCAAGCGGAUUUGUGGCCGCAAAUCUGCAUCACAGAUUUGCGUUUUGAUAUGGGGACGAAGGGGCAUUUUUCAUAGUAACAGCAUCCAGGUUUGGAAACCACCAGUACCAGGUAUCAUAUGGAAAAACGUCCCCACCCCAGAGUUGUCACGCAGAAUUGCAUUGACGAGGACAUUUGUGAUGCGCACACCCACGGUAGCCAUUUCCAGUCGUGUUUUGGAAUUUGUGAUGCUGUGAACAGGAUAAGCAUAUGGAUCUGGUGUGAUGCGGCUGCACUUGCUAACCUGCACUACACUACGGAAUGCAAUUUGUCAUGCGUGACGUCCAAGGCUCCUAGGUUUGUGUUGCAAAAUACCCAUCUUGACUCUGGUGUGGGGACGUUUUUACUCAGGAUACCAGGCCGCACUCGUGGGUAUGUGUGGCAAAAGCAUAUCGCACCAUUUGAAAUCAUUCGUCCAUCUCAUUUUUGCAAAUUUGUCCUGCACGACAGAUGCAAUUUUUUAUAACGCUGCCUUCAUUUUUUUAGUCCAGGGCUAGGAAAGAGAUUUUUGUUUUUCAUGUUGGAGCACUGGGAUUUAUGCGACUGCGAUCAUGCUUUUGCAUUGCAUUGUAAACGCGUUCCAGAGAUCGGGGGCGGACCGCGUUGUUUUUCCACCGGACGGUGUAGUUGACCGUGCAACACUCAUCGCAAACAGCAUCACAAACAGCCCCAGAAGUGGCACGACGACGACCACAGGAACGACGGCAGAUGGUGAGACCAGGAAGAGCAUGAAUGCAAGAAGCCCAGGACGUAGUGGUUCUACACACCACGACGGCCCCCGUGAAAAGCAGCAGUUCCAACCGGCGGCGCGGAGUUGCACACAGGGUCGUCGUGCAGUGGAUGUGAAUGUUGAUGGAGAUAAGCAAGAACCAGUUCCACAGAUCAUGAUGGACCACAGCAAAACAUCAAACAAAUCACCCGCUCAACUUCCUCCUCCACUCUCCAGCACCGUAUGGAAAUCCGCUUACUUCGCGGAGCAGACCGCGCGAACGGAAAAAAUUACCGCGUCGUUCCGGAAACCCUACCCUAUCAACUGCAAAAAUGUCUGGGUCUGGAAGAAUUCAAGACUUGUCAUGCAGGUUUUCCAUGACGCGUGAGGUCUGUCAUACAUGACCCAGCAUGACAGAUUCUCCUCGAGCUCUAUCAUGCCUCUUCUGCAUGAGAAACUCCCUCUCAGCUUGGUCAAAAGUGGACAGCUUUUGGUAAUCAUGCAACACAGAUCCUUGCACUAUCCAGAAUUAGCAUGACAAGUUGGAUUCUUCCAGACCCAGACAUAUUUGCAAUGCAUAUACCCACCGAACCACCCACGGCCGCCGGGUGUGACGCCCGAGGUUUUCAGAACUUUCUGCGACUUGGGGAGGAUACGAGUAGAAUUUAAAGACGCGAUUUUUCCACGAUAUACCGGUUAUUCACCGACGCGCACUCUCUUACAAGAGGUGAUGCGGGGAGAAGAACACAAAAAUGAGCCAGACAAGACCUCUAUCAAAUGCAAAAAUGUCUGGGUCUGGAAGGGUGCAACUUGUGAUGCUGCGUUUGGAUUCCAAAAAAAUCUGUAUUGCAUGAGCAGCAAGGGUAUGAGUGUCUUUUUUCUACGGGAAGAGGACAUUUGUCAUGCGGAAUAGGCAUCCGCAUCCAGAAGCCCUCAAAAAAUCUCUGAUGCUAGGGCAUGCAUCACAGACCACAUGGCUCAUGCAAAACUUGCAUGACAACUCUCAGAAUCUUCCAGACCCAAACAUUUUCGCACUUGAUAACCUCUCCCGCAGCGGUCUUCCCGCCCGUGUGGAACAACGGCCGCUACACAACGGAUGUGGCCGCGAUAGGUGCAAAGAGGAUGAUCGGCGGUAAUAAAACCACGACACAUGAUCAACAUCAAUUAGAACCGGGCGGAGCAACCAGCAGAAGUGUACGACAGGCCUCCACUUGUUCUUCUCAAUCCAGGUUCAAGUGGCCAACCGGUAUCGUCAGUCCGGAAAAUGCGCAGGAACUUUACCGGGGACUCUUUCUUCAAGAGCCUGAAUCUUCAGCAGGAGGCGUAGCAGGUUCUCCCGGAGGAGGUACAGCGCCAGCUAUAAUUGGCGAUCUGGCUACUUCUCCCCGACGGUCCUCUUGGGCGGCAGUGCAACUCUCUGAUGAUGAGGAGGAGGAGGAUACCAGCCCUGAGUCUUCAUCUGCAGCUCGACGGCAAUUCAUUCCGGCGGAAACAAAGAAUGCAAUUGCAAGCCCAUCAGCGACCCGCACCGACAGAGCCCCACUUCAUAUCUCAACGGAGAGCAAGAAUCCCAAAACCUUGACGUGCCACAUCACCGGCUCUUUCGGAUUUUCCGGGAAAGAGUUCCAGUUAAAAUACCCGGGAUUGCGUCUGGAUGGAAGGAAAGGCCUCUCUAUCCUGUGUAAAAACGUCCCAACCCUAUAGUCAAGAUUGGGAUUUUGCAACACAAACCUCGGAGUUUUGGAAGUCGCGCAUGACAAGUUGCACUCCGUAGUGUAGUGCAGGUUAGCAAGUGCAGCCGCAUCACAGAUCCAUCUGCUGAUCCUGUUCUCAGCAUCACAAAUUCCAAAACACGACUGGAAAUCAUGUCUACCAUGGGCAUGCGCAUCACAAAUGCCUUUGUCAUUGCAAAUCUGCAUGGUAACUCUGGAGUGGGGACGUUUUUCCUCAGGAUACUCUCGCUGCGGCGCAUCAAGCGGGACAUUGCGGUCCAGUUGUGUGGGCGUCCAGGGUACGCAGUGCAGAAGUGUCGUACUCGUAAGGGGAAAUCGCAUUACAAAUGAGCUCAGCAGGAUGACAAAUGGAAUUUGUAAUGCUGAUUUAGCUCAAGAGUAUGGUCUGCACCCGUCAUGCAAAAUUCCGCAAUAAUUAGAAUUAGGAUUAGUUACGAGUACGAUAUUUUUGCAACGCAUACAGACGUCUUUUCGCAUCUGCAAAUUCUCGACAUGAAAAUCUACGACCCUGUUGCAUCCUCGCCACCGUCGUCGCCGCCCCUUUCUCCAGCUGCCGGCGACUCGUUGGCGCCGGAGUUUUUGCUGAUAAGACGGCAAGAUGAAGCUGCAAUGGAGUUGACAGAAAAUACUUCUUCCCCAGGAGCCACGACCGAUGGUGAUGGGCUCGCGGACCACGACAAGACGAGAUUAAUAGAAACACCGGCUGCGAAGAUGAAGCCAGUAGUUUUGCAAGCUUUUUUGUCCUCCGGGGCGGCAGUUAAUCCUGGUUUCAGCCCACCGUUUCAGUUUCCAGUGCCGGACGUGCGGGAAGUACAGGAUAGUGGUGGCGACGAGGAGGAUAGUUUGUCCGAUCCUGCUGAAAGAGUUGUGCAUCAUGAUGAUCGUGAAACUAAGAACUCGUCCGGGGGGCCAGCAACUGCCCCCCACCAACCGCGAAGUAGAACACCGGCAGAGCUGCGACCCACCGUGGCUGCGCCCGCACCUUCCUCCGCGAAGCCAAAAGACGCUUGCGUCACGACCUUCGAAAAGGCGCUGGAAGCGAAGCAGGCACGACUGACGUUCUCCGUGAAGAAAGAUGGGAGUGAACAAAAGAGUACUUCUGCUGGAGAGGGAGGACCAGAGCAAGCGCUUCCCCCGGAUGAACACGAAAUGCUACAAACAGUACCACGAAAGGAAGUAGAAGACCCCGCGCAAGAAAACGAAGACCUUCUGCUCCCGAGACGAGAGAUCCACCUGCAACUGCAAGUCAUCACGACUCAACGGCUGGAAUUAACGCUGUUUGGCCGACGGGUUCCGGACCUGAUCACCGUGUGUCUUGGCCUGGCUUCGGACUUUGGAAUAGACCAUGAUUGUAAUCUAUGGAUUGCAAAAGUGUCUGGGUCUGGAAGAUAGCGAGAUUUGUCAUGCUAGUCUCGCAUGACCAAAAAGUUUGUGAUGCGUGUCCAAGAAGAGACCCUUUUGCCUGUCAUGCAAAAACGCAGUUUGUCAUGCGAAAAACGCAACACAAUGAAGCGCAGACGUUUCUCAACAUGCUUGGCUGUGCAUCACAGAGCAUUUACUAUUCCCAGCGCAGCAUUACAAGUUUCAAGACCCAGACAUAUUUGCAUUUGAUAUAAUCCGGGAAAGAAGAUCAGGAUGAAGAAGCCACAAGCACUGCGGCUGGAAGAGACGCGGGCAGCGCCGGCGGGAGGGGAAGAACAGAAACGAACGGAAGCAGAAGAAGCAGAAAACACGCGUGGUGGUCAACAGCAUCUUGAACAACCACCACCACCGCCGCGGAUACCACCACCGCAGCGCAUUCGGAAAACCACCACCGCCGCGGAUAUUCUGGCGGCCUCCGGGAAGAAAGGGUUGUCCCCGCCUACAAGUAAAACAAUUAGCGAGUUGCCGGCGGGGGUGAAGUAUCCUGUGCAAAAGUAUCGCACUCGUAAAAAUGCAAGUCUUGCAUUACAACUCUUCUUCUUAAGGUAAACCCGCAUUACAAAUUUUAUUUCUCAUGCUGAGGAAAUUUGUAAUGCAUUUAUACGAGUACGAUACUUUUGCAGUUCAUAUCAAGGGGAAGAACUUCUACUGUGUUGAAGUGGACGAGGUGAUGUGGUGCGAAAUUCCACUGAAUGGCGAAUUUGCGGACCAGAGGUUCAGCAGUGCGGACGGGAGUAGCAUCAACACGCGUUAUGGGGUGCCGUUAGUUUUCGAUGGGUUGACAGACCAUCCGGGAGCGCGGAGUACGGAGAAGAAGAAGAAGAUUCUGGCUUGAUGGAUUCAAUUGGCAUGACAAACUGCCAUAGUUUCAACCUGAUCGGAUUAAUGAUGAUGUUUUUGACGUUCAUUGGGAUCCAGAUUUACGCAUGACAAACCAGCACCCGUCUGGGUACGCUUUUGCAUUCUGAUUGCACUUUUUCUUUUUCUAUUCGUGCGUCUAAUUGCAACUGCAUGACAAUAAACUUGGACGACAGCCAGAAUUUUUCUACUUGAUACAAGAAGCUUCUCUGGAGGAGCACGACGCAGUUAUCAUGUGAAAGGAAGGGCGACGCACAACACGGUUGUCAUGCGGAAACGAGAUUGUCAGUUAUACGAAAUAAUCUCGGUGAUGUGUCUCCGCAUGACAAAUCUUAUGUGCUAUUGCUGCUUUGUUUCGACUUCAUAAUGGUCGUGGUGCACACGGACGGUACGGAGUCGCAUAUCAAAAACAAAAAUAACUGGGUCCUGAUCGAAGUCGCAAUGUUGUCAUGCUAGGUCAAGGUGAAAACAGAAAGUUGUCGUGCAUGGACACCGAAUGUUCUUCAUUUUUCUAAUGCAUAAUCCGUAUUCAUCAAAAUCAGACUCAGAGGCUGAGCGUGCAUGCCAAACCACCUUACUGGUCGCGCAGAAGGCGCUGCGUCAAAAACAUGCGUCUUCCCCCCAGAAGGAUCCAGACCAGUUCUCACUGCAUAUCACGAGUGGUGGUGCAGCUCAUGAGGGUGAGGCGGGAUGCGUUCAGCCGGACUACGCAGGUCGGCGCGUUUUAGAAGAACUUUUUCUUCCGACACAACAGUGUCCAAGCUGCAAUGGCUUUACACCAGUGAACAAAACUACCUUUUCGAACCUAGCGAAGGUGUAGAAGGAGAACGCAAUUGAGUCCAAGCUGUCCAUGAUCUCGAGAGCCAACUCAUGAAAUCAUCUUUUGAAAAAUUGAAGUACGUCCUCGCAACCGGCGGAAACUUUGUGACGAAGAGACCAGGUGGGGCACGCAACCGUGCUUCUACGCAUAUAGACUUCUGCGUCAUUGUGAGUACGUACGUGGUGCUGAGUGCGCUUAUUUUUUCACAGAGAGUUGUUGUCACAGCUACUGCAAUGUUGACAGAGGGGUUAUAUUGAUGCACCACAACUACAGGAGCGUCAAGGAAACGUCUUAUCUUCCUUGUCGAGCGAAGGAAGAGAGGUGUUGGAGGUGUUAUCGGAGGGUUUGGAGAAACUGCUAAAUAUGGA